AAUCAAAACCCUAGCCAUUUCUCUGUCGGAAUCCCACCGACUCUUUCUUCCCCAUAUUCUCAUUUUCUACGCAAUUAUAAACACAAGUGGAAUUGUAUAAAGAAACUCCCCUUUUGGUCUUUCUCUCUCUGCUGUAUGUUUGGUUUUUCUGCUGCGUAUCUCUGUCUGCAACUUCGCUUCUCGGUGAUGGAGAAGCCAAAUCUCCCACAGUUCUCCUCCUCCUCGGGAUUUUCCGGCGAUUACCGUCGGAUCUCGCACUAGCUUUUCCCGAUUCAGUCUCUUUGCAUUCCGAAGAGUUUUCUGCAAAUCUUGUCGUUAUUAGGUUCGAAUCUUGUCGGACCUUUUUUUUAGGGUUCACUUGGUAAUUUUCGGAUCUAAUAAUUCGUCGAGAAAACUUUCUCUGUGAGUGACAUUUUGGAUUCGCUGCGAAUUUCCGAGGAUUUGAAGCUCGAAGGACGGGUUUAUCUUUGGUUUGACAUUACAAGCGUUGCAUGCCAAGAUGUUGAGGAGCUUUACAAAUUGCAUUGUCCUAAAUGAUGCUAAAGGGAACAGUUCUGACUGAAGGAUUCGUACAGUUUACGUUCAGCUCUAAUGAAGAACGUACAGCAAACCCAACGGCAAUUAGAUUCUGUUGAAGGUCACUAGUGCCUGUUGCAUUUCCGCUCAGUAUUAGGUCAAUGCUUUCAUCGUAGAGAGUUGGAUUUACCAAAACUUCAACUGGAUUGCAGAGCACACUGGAGAAACAAUCUUCUACUCAAGCUUCACAUGAGUCCCAUGGUGACCAGCAAAACGAUCAAUCAACAGAAGCUCCAGCACAAGAUUCAGGUUCUGUAUCUGCUUCUAGCAAUGAUGGUAGGAAAAUCUCAAGGUCCAAAAUCUAAUAGAAAGAUGUCUACAGUUGUACAUGAAUAGAGACGAGGUCGUCAAGACCCUCUUGACUCGUGCAAGAAUAGACCCUGGAUUUACAACCUUGGUAUGGCAGAAAUUAGAAGAAGAAAAUGCAGAUUUUUUCAGGGCCUAUUACAUCAGGUUGAAACUGAAGAAGCAAAUAAUUUUCUUCAAUCAUUUGCUUGAGCAUCAGUAUCAUCUCAUGAAGUAUCCCGUCCCUCCGAAAAUUCCUUUGGCUCCGAUACAGAAUGGGAUUCACCCCAGGCCUGUUAAUAACAUGCCUAUGGGAUACCCUGUGCUACAACAUCCUCCCAUGCCUGUGCCGGGACAGCCCCAUCUUGAUGCAAUGGGUUGCGGGAUAUCAAGCUGCCAUGUGGUCAACGGAUUCCCUGCACCCGGGAAUUUCCAUCCAAUGAGGAUGAACUCAGGGAAUGAUAUGGUGAUAGAUACAACAGUAGCUGAAGCAGCUCCAGUGAUUCCACCAAGCAGUGGAAUGUCAACUAUGUCGGAGAUGGCAGUGAGUCCAACUUCCGUGGAAUCAAGCGGGCACUUCCAGUUUGCUGCUUCAGACAUGACAGGCAUGGCAAUGGACACAUCAGCUCUCGAUUCUGCUUUCACAACUGAUGUUUCAACUUCGGUGAGUUUACAACUUGGACCAGACGGAGGAGCUGGCAAUUCCAGAGAUUCCCUCAGGCCAUUUGACCAGAUUCAGUGGGACUUUAGCCUCUCUGACCUCACUGCUGAUUUGUCAAACCUUGGAGAUUUAGGAGCCCUAGGAAACUAUCCGGGUUCUCCAUUUCUUCCAUCAGACUCGGAAAUUUUGCUUGAUUCUCCCGAGCAAGAGGGCAUAGUGGAGGAGUUCUUCGUGGAUUCAGUUCCUGGACCGACGUGUUCUCUGUCUGAUGAAGACAAAUCUUAGUAAGGUAGCCGACACAGUUCUCACUCGGAUAAGACACCACCACCAUCACCAUGACAUCAAAUAAAUUCGACUUGUCUUGGGGAGAAUUCAGAACUCCAGUUUUACAGAGUGACUGUAUGUACCAUUAUUACAAGCAUGUGAAAGAAUGGAAGAAGAGCGCUUAGUCAUCGUCGGAGCUGAGUACACGGAAUUUUACACGUUGUCUCUGUGUUUUUCUUUUUGUUUCUGCAACCCGGCUUAUGAUACAAUAGACGAUGACAUUGACUUAUUAUUAUUAUUAUUAGCCCUUUUGGUUUCACGUA
This is a messenger RNA of Tarenaya hassleriana, 2109 nucleotides long. RefSeq lists its product as uncharacterized. The coding region runs from base 905 to 1807 and encodes 300 amino acids. The transcript is spliced from 10 exons. Lineage: Eukaryota; Viridiplantae; Streptophyta; Magnoliopsida; Brassicales; Cleomaceae. The record is from RefSeq and is a predicted model, not a curated record.